Molecule: messenger RNA, 3515 nt
Organism: Terrapene triunguis (Three-toed box turtle)
Lineage: Eukaryota; Metazoa; Chordata; Testudines; Emydidae
Gene: EPB41L4B
Product: erythrocyte membrane protein band 4.1 like 4B
Exons: 16
Coding region: 458-1999 (513 amino acids)
Cellular component (GO): cytoskeleton
Molecular function (GO): cytoskeletal protein binding
Source: RefSeq, a predicted model, not a curated record
UGAGCGUGUGCGCGCGUCCUGCCGGAGCGGGGAGCAGGGGGGAGCCCGGCAGCCCCGCGGGGCGAGCACCUCGGCACCUCAGCGCAGAGUGGCGGCGCAGACUCGGCGGGGAGCCGGGCGGGAGCCGGGGCUAGCAGCGCCAGUGCACGGGCGGCCGCCGCGGGACCUUUCCCCCAGCCGCCGCCACUACAGGUUGCAUCGCGCUCCGCCUCAGCAGCAGCAGCUCCCCCUGGCCGCCCCGCGGCGCGGCUCCCGCUGCAGGAGGGGCUGCAUCUCCCCCGCCCCCUUCUCUCUGCCGGGCGGCGCUGCAGAGGGCGGAGCUGGGAGCCGGGGAGGGCUGGCCCCGGUGCCUGGCUCCCGGCGGGCGGCGCUGCUGGGUUGCUCUGGGAGGCUCCCCGGGGCUGGGCGCGGAGCUGCGGGCUCGGGGGUGUGAGCGGCCGGGUAGGGCGCCCCCAGGAUGCUGCGGUUCCUGCGCAGGACCUUUGGCCGGCGGUCGAUGCAGCGCUACGGGCGAGGAGCUGGACGUGGAGCCGGGCGAGGAGGCGCCUUUGGGGUGGGGGACGAGCGGGACGGGGGGCUGAGAGGAGCCGCCGCCGCAGAGGGGUUCCCCUCUUCCCCGCACCCCGGAGGUGCUGGGCACAGCGCCGGAGCCGCCGUCCACAUCCCGGCGGCCGGAGACAGCAAAGCGGCGCUGCACUGCCGGGUCCUCCUGCUGGACGGGACCGACGUCAACGUGGAGCUGCCGAAAAAUGCAAAAGGGCUGGAUUUGUUUGACCAGAUUGUCUACCAUUUGGACCUUGUGGAAACUGAUUACUUUGGCCUGCAGUUCAUGGAUGCCUCCCAGGUUACACACUGGCUGGACCAUUCUAAACCAAUUAAGAAGCAAAUAAAAAUUGGACCGCCAUACACUUUGCAUUUUCGAAUUAAAUAUUACUCAUCAGAACCGAACAACCUUCACGAGGAGUUUACAAGGUACCUGUUUGUAUUACAGCUCCGACAAGACAUUCUUUCGGGAAAACUGAAAUGUCCGUAUGAUACUGCUGUGGAACUAGCAGCUCUAUGUCUUCAAGCUGAACUUGGAGAGUGUGAGCACCCAGAACACACACCAGAACUAGUGUCUGAAUUCAGAUUUACACCAAACCAGACUGAAGCUAUGGAAUUUGAUAUCUUUCAGAAAUGGAAAGAGUGCAGGGGAAAAACCCCAGCACAGGCUGAAUUGUGCUACUUGAACAAAGCUAAAUGGUUGGAAAUGUAUGGUGUAGAUAUGCAUGUGGUUAAGGGAAGAGACGGAUGUGAUUAUGCACUUGGACUUACGCCAACAGGCAUAUUGAUCUUUGAAGGAGCAAACAAAAUAGGUUUAUUUUUUUGGCCUAAAAUCACUAAAAUGGACUUCAAAAAGAGCAAAUUAACACUUGUGGUCGUAGAAGAUGAUGAACAGGGCAGAGAACAAGAGCACACAUUUGUUUUCCGGUUAGACAAUGCAAAAACAUGCAAACAUUUGUGGAAAUGUGCUGUGGAACACCAUGCAUUCUUCAGACUGCGAAUACCAGCAAACAGUAAAUCUAGCAGAUCUGACUUCAUAAGGCUGGGUUCACGCUUCAGAUUCAGUGGUCGAACAGAGUAUCAAGCAACACAUGGAUCCAGGUUACGCAGAACCAGUACAUUUGAAAGAAAACCCAGCAAACGGUAUCCAUCGCGAAGGCAUUCAACUUUUAAAGCAAACAAUCCUGUGAAGGCAGCACAACUGUGUGCAAAAAAUAAUCCUGAAGUCCACAACUACCAGCCACAGUAUCACCCUAAUAUACAUCCUGGUCCACCACACUGGCACCCUCAUACUCCUGUGAACGUAAGGCCACCCUACCAUGAUGACAGGCCAUAUUGGAAACCAACCACAAGUGGAGAGGACCGCAAUUUACAGUAUAUCCAAGAUCAGAACCAGAAGAAUUUAGGAGGAAUCCAAAGUAUGGUGUAUCAAGAUAAACUCAUGACAACACUUUGAGAAACUGGGUCAUCCUAAUUUCACCUACCAUCUUAGAUGAUCAUUACAUUCCAUAAGCAUUGUCUGUUUGUGCAUUAUGUUAAAAGUAUAUUGUGUAAAAAGUGUGUGUCUUAAUCUGUAGGGCCAUCUUGUUGUUUAGUUAGUGUUCCUAGACAAUCUUGAAAGAAGUAUUUUCAAUAUUUUUGUAAAAAUCUGAUAAGUUUUGUGAAAACUGGUCAGAGUUCACUGUGGCUCAAGUUCUGAAAUUUUUGUAAAUUGUUAAAUUUAUCAUAUUUUUGUGCAACUCUGGGCAUGUUUCUUUAAAAUAUUACACACCACAUCUAAUUAUUUUAUCAGCUUGUUUAAUUUAUGAACCCAGUUAAAAAAUGAAGGAUCAGAAAUUUAGUUUCUUAACUGAUACAAGAACAGGAGAUGUGAAACAAAUGAAAAACAGAAUCAAAACUCAUUUUUGUAAUUAAAAAUGACUUAAAUGGCCAGUGAUAAAGGGAUCCUGUUGACAUAAUCAAAGGUUUUUUUCCCACAAAAUAAAAUUACAGGUGUUUAUAUAACUUUAAACACAAGUAUAGGGAAAACACUAUAAUGUUAAACUUAAUAGAUUACUCUAUUACUACUCAGAUGUAUUCAUUAAACCAAUGAGAAAUUGCAUACUAUGCCUAAAGGUAGUAUUUGCUGCUAUGAACACAAGGAAUGUUUAAAAAAAAUAAUGCCUUAAUAAUGGGUGCUGCUGUCUUUUUUCUGAUUUUUUUUUAAAUGAAAUUGUGAAUGUAAACCAUGAGGAAACAUAAAACUACCUUGUGAAAAAUUUUCUCCAAGAGGGUGAUUCAAGAGGUAGCUUGUAAUCAAUGUAGUACUUGAGGGAAGGGGAAACGGGGGUCCUGAUUAAAUAAAAAAGAUGUUAGACUUCUGCGAAGUUGGAUGUACACUUUACAAACUCAGGCCCUUACAUAGGCGUGACUGGUAUUUUGAUCACUUGCCUAUAUUUUAAUUAGAAAGUCGUAGCGCCAUCUUUAUUCAUAUUUUCUUAUUAAUUUGGCCUUACAACUGAUCUUUUGAAGUUUGCUGGAAUAAGUAAUAUCUUUAUAUUUGGGAUAUCUUAAACUGGUAGGUUUUUUUAACUUGAUUUUAAUAAACCCUGCAUUUGUAAAUAGGGAUAACCCUGCAUUUUUUCAGAGCAAAUUUGAUAGUAUAUAACUUUGUGAAGUAUAUUUGUUUACAAAUGCUAUCAUUAAUAUUUGUUUUGAUCUUCCUUGUAUGUGCUAAGUACAAAUAAACAUUCUCAAGCUUCUGGAUUUGUUUUGGAUAUAUUAUUAUUUAUCUGUUUAAAAGAUAUUAAUGCAAUUUUUGUGGAAGUUAGGGGAAUGAUACACCACUGUGUUACUCCAGUUUUACGCUCGGGUCACGCUGUUGCUACAAUGGUGGCACCUGGAGUAACCCAGUGAUAAAUCAGGCCCAAGAUUUUUCAUUGGAAUCCACUGGAAAUACUUGAAUGUACAGUUCACUGCAAUGUGAAAGUGCC